This is a messenger RNA of Sphaeramia orbicularis (orbiculate cardinalfish), 3597 nucleotides long. Its product is annotated as hexokinase-1-like. Gene Ontology annotation, biological process: intracellular glucose homeostasis; carbohydrate phosphorylation; glucose metabolic process. NCBI's taxonomy places the organism in Eukaryota, Metazoa, Chordata, Actinopteri, Kurtiformes, Apogonidae. Gene Ontology annotation, molecular function: fructokinase activity; mannokinase activity; glucokinase activity. The record is from RefSeq and is a predicted model, not a curated record. Gene Ontology annotation, cellular component: mitochondrion; cytosol.
AUGAUAGCGGCUCAGCUUCUGGCCUACUACUUCACCGAGUUGAAGGAUGAUCAGCUCAAAAAGAUCGAUAAGUACCUGUACUCCAUGCGUUUCUCUGAUGAGACGCUCAAGGACAUCAUGAACCGGUUCAAGAGGGAGAUGGAGAAUGGCCUCGGUCGGGACACCAACCCUACCGCCACCGUCAAGAUGCUGCCCACCUUCGUCAGGUCCAUCCCUGACGGAUCAGAAAAGGGGGACUUCAUUGCCCUGGACCUUGGUGGGUCAAACUUUAGGAUCCUGCGUGUGAAGGUGACGCAGGACAAGAAGCAGCCGGUCCAGAUGGAGAGCCAAGUCUACGAGACCCCAGAAGACAUUGUCCAUGGGAGUGGGACACAGCUCUUUGAUCAUGUCGCAGAUUGCCUGGGUGACUUCAUGGAGAAGCAAAAAAUCAAGGAUAAAAAGCUUCCUGUAGGAUUUACGUUCUCUUUCCCCUGCGCUCAAACCAAACUGGACGAGGCAGUCCUAGUGACAUGGACAAAGAAGUUUAAAGCCAGUGGUGUAGAAGGCAUGGACGUUGUGAAGCUUCUGAACAAGGCCAUAAAGAAACGAGGGGACUAUGAGGCAGACAUCAUGGCAGUGGUGAAUGACACAACUGGAACCAUGAUGACCUGUGGAUUUGAUGAUCAGCGCUGUGAAGUGGGCAUCAUCAUAGGAACGGGAACUAAUGCCUGCUACAUGGAGGAACUGCGUCAUAUCGACCUGGUGGAAGGAGACGAGGGCCGGAUGUGCAUCAACACCGAGUGGGGGGCCUUUGGAGAUGACGGGUCCCUCGAGGACAUCCGAACAGAGUUCGACCGUGAGAUCGACAGGGGGUCCCUCAACCCUGGAAAGCAGCUGUUUGAAAAGAUGGCUAGUGGGAUGUAUAUGGGAGAACUGGUUCGACUCAUCCUCGUCAAGAUGGCCAAAGAGGGCUUGCUAUUUGAAGGACGGAUAACUCCUGAACUCCUGACGAGAGGGAAGAUCGAGACCAAACAUGUUUCAGCCAUUGAAAAGACUAAGGAAGGACUGAAGAAAUGCAUGGAAAUCCUGACGCGGCUGGGAGUUGAGCCCUCAGAUGAGGACUGUCUGGCUGUGCAGCAUGUGUGCACCAUUGUAUCUUUCCGUUCAGCAAAUCUUAUUUCAGCGACACUGGGUGCCAUCCUUUGUCGUCUAAAGGAAAACAAAGGGGUUGCACGCCUCCGCACGACUGUGGGCAUCGAUGGGUCUCUCUACAAAAUGCAUCCUCAAUACGCUCGCCGUCUGCACAAGACAGUGCGUCGUUUGGUCCCAGACUCAGAUGUCCGGUUCCUGCUGUCUGAGAGUGGGAGUGCUAAAGGCGCAGCCAUGGUGACGGCGGUGGCGUACCGUUUGACAGAGCAGGCGCGCCAGAUUCAGCAGACUUUGGCAGAGUUUCGGCUGAGCAAGGCCCAGCUACUCGAAGUGAAGAAACGGAUGAGAAUCGAAAUUGAACGAGGCCUUAAGAAGGACACUCACCAGGAAGCGACAGUGAAAAUGUUGCCCACUUUUGUCCGAAGUACACCAGAUGGGACAGAAAAUGGAGAUUUCCUUGCUCUGGACCUCGGUGGAACAAACUUCCGAGUGCUUUUGGUAAAGAUUCGCAGCGGGAAAAGGCGGACAGUGGAGAUGCAUAACAAAAUCUACGCCAUUCCCAUAGAAGUCAUGCAGGGCACAGGAGAAGAGCUCUUCGACCACAUUGUGCACUGCAUCUCUGACUUCCUGGACUACAUGGGGAUGAAAAGUGCUCGACUGCCACUGGGUUUUACCUUCUCCUUUCCCUGCCAUCAGACCAGCCUGGAUGCAGGUAUCCUUGUAACCUGGAAAGGCUUCAAAGCCACAGACUGUGAGGGUGAAGAUGUGGUAGAACUUCUUCGGGAAGCGAUCAAGAGGAAAGAGGAGUUUGAACUGGAUGUGGUUGCCAUAGUGAACGACACAGUAGGUACGAUGAUGACCUGUGCAUACGAAGAACCCACCUGUGAGAUUGGACUCAUUGCAGGGACGGGCAGUAACGCCUGUUACAUGGAGGAGAUGAAGAACAUCGAGAUAGUUGAGGGGAAGGAAGGCCGGAUGUGUGUCAACAUGGAGUGGGGGGCGUUUGGAGACAACGGGUGUCUGGAUGACAUCAGAACAAAGUACGACCAGGCAGUGGAUGAGAACUCACUCAAUGAAGGCAAACAGAGAUAUGAGAAGAUGUGCAGUGGUAUGUACCUGGGGGAGAUCGUCAGGCAGAUACUGAUCGACUUGACCAAGCGUGGCUUCCUUUUCCGGGGGCAAAUCUCAGAGACGCUGAAGACCAGGGGCAUCUUCGAGACAAAGUUCCUGUCGCAGAUAGAGAGCGAUCGUCUGGCGCUGCUGCAGGUCAGGGCCAUCCUGCAGCAGCUGGGGCUCGACAGCACCUGUGAUGACAGUAUUAUCGUCAAGGAGGUGUGCGGCACGGUGUCCCGCCGCGCGGCUCAGAUCUGCGGAGCCGGGAUGGCUGCUGUGGUGGACAAGAUCCGUGAGAACAGAAAGCUGGACCACCUGGACAUCACAGUGGGCGUGGACGGCACACUCUACAAGCUGCACCCACACUUCUCGAGGAUCUUCCAUCAGACAGUGAAGGAACUCGCCCCAAAAUGUGACGUUAACUUCCUCCUUUCUGAGGACGGUAGCGGUAAGGGGGCUGCGCUCAUUACCGCCGUGGGCUGCCGCCAGAGGGAACUGGAUGCACAGCAGCACUGAGGAGCCCCGCCCCCUUUGUUGUCCAGAAUCACCUGCUGCUCCACUGUUACCUUCACCCCCUCCCGUACACCCCGAUUCCAUCGCCUCCCUUGGCAGCCGUGACUCCACCUUGGCCCCACCUGUCCGCCCCUACAGCCAGAGAGACAUGCUGCAUGCAGAGAAUUUAAAUGAAAAACUUUAUUUAUACUGCACCAGAGGGUUUAUUAUUUCCAUGUUUGUACAUUUUCCUCAAUAGCUUGUCAAUAAUCUGAUAAAUCUUAACUCCUUAGGUGUGCAAUAUUUGUGUAUUGCUGAUUUUAUUUUUAUAUGGAGGCAAAUAUAUAACUGUAUUUAUAUAGCAGAGGCCACUUUGAAUCCCAAAGGUCAUUAGGAUUUUGCACCAUAAACACAAGAAAAUGUCUGCACUUUUUAUAUGAGAGUUACAACUGCAGCAUUUCAAUGUAACUUCUAAAUGAAGGAUGUCCUUCUCGCUGAAUGAUAAAACUUGUUUUUACAGGCUCCACUGGUUCAGAAAACCAGUUCUAAAAGGGCUCGCUGCAGAGGGUUGAAUGCAAGAGUCACGGCUGUUAAAAUCAUCCUCAUUUUAUGUGCAACACACAAUGUGCUAGGCUACUAACUCCUUUUUGUGUAACUGUCAAUGUAACUCACAUGAUAAAAUAUUCCAGCUGCACCGUACCAUUUAUUCUUCCAGAGUUGAGAAGGUAGAAAAGGCCUCGGCCAACGGAAGUGUUAUCCUGUUGCUAUUUGUGAAAUUCUAUACUUUUGGUGUUGUGAUGAAUUCCACUUCUACUCACUGUAUGUGCAAAGAAUAAAUGUUUAUUGGGCCCCAUGAGGAGUGGA